GUAUUAUAUUAUUUAAGUACUUAACAAAAAACACAUGCAAUACAUGUGUGUGUCGUCUAUUAAUAUCUAAAAUGUUUUGUGUGAUUAUAAUGCAUGUGAUAUCAUAACCGCGGAGUUUUUUUUACCAUCAAAUCGACUAUAAAAUAGACGGACAAAAUGUUUCUGAAGAAGACAAAGAAGACAAUAUCGAGACAACAAAAAAAAUUCCUAAACGAAGAGAUUGUUAGCAGCGAUUCAAACGAUGACGAAGAUGUGGACAUCGAUGCCGGCGGCGGCAAACAGAAAGCUGCCGUCCGUCGCAAACGCGGUCUUAAAGGUCUGAAUACCACCGCAGCCGCCGCCGCCGGUGGCGACAGUGAUGUGUCCUAUGAUAGUGAAGCCGAUCGGGAGACACCACAGGAAAAGAGGCUACGUUUGGCCAAAAAGUAUUUGGAGUCCAUUGAAGGCGAAGAACGGCUCAAGAAUGACGGCCAAGACGUUGAUAGCGGCGCUAUUGGCGACCGAUUGCGCGAAGAUAUUCUCGAAAAAACCGGUCGACUUCAUCGGCAAGUGGCUGACAACUACUAUACCACUGCUGUUGGUGUUGACGACACUGACCAGUCGUUUCGUCAAUUGAAAAAUGGCCACAAACUGUCCGUAACGAUUGUUUUGGUUACCAACGAUCAGCGCUAUGUAUUCUCAGCCGGCAAAGACUCGGCAAUUGUUAAAUGGGAUUUUGCCGUCGGUAAACGUGUGAAAACAAUUGCCGGACUCAAAACUACUAAUCCGAAGUCUAAGAAGAAUAAGCAGAAGAAUAAGAAGAACAAAGUUGCGGCCAAGAAAUCUACCGAUAAUUUACCGAAUGGUAUAAUUGCUAAGCCGGCGGCUACUGUAGGCCAUUCGGGCCAUAUACUGGCAAUGGCCAUAUCCAGUGACGACCGAUUUUUGGCAACCGGUUGUACCAACAAAGUGAUUAACGUCUGGAAUCCCGAAACAAUGCAAUUGUUGAAAACAUUUGGCGGACAUCGGGGCCCAGUAUCGGGACUGGUUUUUCGGCGCGGUUUUCAUCAAUUGUUUAGUUCAUCGUUUGAUCGAUCGGUUAAAGUCUGGAAUUUGGAUGAGAUGUCGUACGUGGAGACACUGUUCGGCCAUCAGGACACGAUUCAGGCAAUUGACAGCUAUGUCAGAGAUCGGGCGAUAACUGUCGGCGCCCGUGACUCGACUGCACGCGUUUGGAAGAUACCCGAAGAGUCGCAACUAGUGUUUCACGGGUCGCAGCAUUCCAUCGACUGUGUAAAACUGUUGGACGAACAACACUUUGUUACCGCCGAUGAUAACGGUUCCCUAAGUCUAUGGAGUGUCUUGAAAAAGAAACCGUUGACCACAUAUCCGUUGGCUCACGGAAUGGCCGCUACGGCACCCAAUUGGGUGACCGCUGUGGCCGUCAUCAAGAAUACCGAUCUCAUAGCAACGGGUUCUUGUAAUGGUUUAGUCCGACUGUGGAAGUGUUCGCAAGAUUUUCGUAAAUUAGAGCCAAUUAUUAACAUAUCUGUUACUGGUUUUGUAAAUAGUCUAGAAUUUAGUCCCGACGGCAAACAUCUGGUCGCUGGGAUAGGUCAGGAACAUCGGUUGGGCCGAUGGUUUACCAAUAAAGAGGCCAAAAAUUGUGUACUCAUUAUACCGUUAUCAACGAAAUGAUGUUUUUAUAAAAAAAUGUUAUUAUAAUUAUUA
This is a messenger RNA of Oppia nitens, 1710 nucleotides long. Its product is annotated as U3 small nucleolar RNA-interacting protein 2-like. Gene Ontology annotation, molecular function: protein binding; snoRNA binding. The coding region runs from base 157 to 1677 and encodes 506 amino acids. The transcript is spliced from 4 exons. Gene Ontology annotation, cellular component: small-subunit processome. NCBI's taxonomy places the organism in Eukaryota, Metazoa, Arthropoda, Arachnida, Sarcoptiformes, Oppiidae. The record is from RefSeq and is a predicted model, not a curated record.